AUGAAAAAGGCAGGCCAGCAGAACCGGGUAGCCAUCCCUCUGCCAUUCGCGAGGAAGAACAACUCUACCAGGCCAACGCCGACCCGCUCGGCCUCUCCUGCUAUUACCCCGAUCAAUUCCAGUGGUGCUUCAGCCAAGGCGCAGAGCGACGAUGGUGCUGAGCCGGCAGUUGCAGAAGUAGCAGGCACAGCUCCAGCGCCCACCAGGCUCCUCACAGCCGAAGAGCCUCAUCAUCGGCAUUCUGUUCAAACUCCUGUCUCGUCUGACACCAGCUCGCUUCCUCUCACCAACCGCGCAACACCCAAUGCCCUGCUGAAUGGUGUGUCCAGUCAGUCUGCCGCCACGACAAACGCCAUGCCCGACAAUUUCAGUCCUCCGCCCAGCGCCGGCCCAGACUCCACCCGCACGCCCUCCGACACAUUCGACAUGCGCCACAUCAGGACUGAGCUUCCACCACCCUUCGUGCCUUCGGCUGGACAGCAUACACCUCAAUCCGCUUUAUCCCCCCACUCACACCCCCGUCAGCAGCCGCCACGUCUUCCUCAUGCACACCCGAACAACCUGAGCAGCAGCGGCAUAGUCUUUGGUGGCAUCGACUCUGUGAACUCUUCACCGGGGCCACCGCCAAAUCUUUCAUCGCCCUUCGCACCUCCACAGUAUCCGCCUCCGACUCCGUAUAGUCACGCGCAUCACGCCUCGGAGCCACAUCCUCCACGCAUGUCCCAGUCUGGCUUCUAUCAGCAACCACCGUCGUGGGGCAUGAGGCAAGCUUUCGCUCCAGCACAAUCCGCCUACCAUCCACACGCACAUAUGCCUGCACGGCCUGCGCCUAGAGAGGGCCAGAGACAAGGCAGCGGAAGUCGACCUAAUGGAAGUGGCACUCGCUCUCGCUCUGACUCGCAGUCUUCUGCAUUAGCGCAGACCGCGCACAGAGAGCUUCAGUCGCCCGUCGGUCUUGACCAACCCAUCGAUAGCUCCAGGGCCAUGUUUCACGACCCAAGACCUACCUUUCCACCGCCUCCGCGACAAUUCCCUCCACACACUCCGCAUGGAUCACAGCAUUUCCCGCACCCAGACGUUGCCACCACUUUCGACAACGCCGAAGCUAUGCGUAGCCACGUCUUUUCCAACUUCGAAAAUGCCGAAUUCGCCGACUGUCACCUUCACAUCACGGAGGAGAAUGGCCCCGACGGGCAAGGCAUCGAUGGGCACACGAUAGUCUUGGCGCGUAGUCCAAGACUCCUAGACAUUAUUCGCAAGAGCGCGUCGCUGGAAAAUGGCUUGGAAAAGACACAGCUUCGCAUCGUGCUGCCGGGUCGUCACACUCGUGUCAGCGCGUUCAUUGAAGCGCUUCGCUACCUCUACGGCGGCCCUCUCCCACCUUUCGAGCACUACGCUCUGGGACCUCAGGCCUCAGCCGAAGACAGGCUGCAACAAGCCUUGCAAUAUAUCGCGACGGGCGCAUGGCUAAAACUCACACCCUUUGCCCAUCGAGGCGUCGAGAUCGCGUCGAAUCUACUGCAAUGGACCACUGUCACGACGGUGCUCGAAUUUGUUUUGUUGGGAGGUUUGAGCCAAACAUGGACUGUCGACGACGGAAGCGAGGAGCGAACAAGCACUUGUUCCAGCGACGAUUCGCUGACGAAGCCGGAGGCCGGUGGACAGCCUGCUUAUGACCCAUAUGCUACAGCUCUCCUCACAAGGGUACUCGACUUCAUGGCACACAAUUUCCCGCCUAACUUCUACCUUGACUCAGCAGCUCCGCAGUCUACUGCUUGCCCGCGCCUGCCGGCACAAGCGGCGAAGCACGAGAGCAGACCUUCCCGCUCAGAUCCACGCCUGAGCAAAAUCCGCUUCGGAGAGCACCCGGUCGAGGAUCACUCUCGACCUUCGACCGGUACAACCACCCUUUCCAGCAUUCUGCUCUCUCUUCCAUUUCCACUUCUUAAGUAUCUGCUGGAGCAUCCUGUGCUUCCAGGGCGUCUUGGAGCAGAGACAGUGGCUAGCAUCAUGCGUCAGGUGGUUCAUGAGCGUGAGAUUCGUCGGCAAAGAACACUGAAGGGUCGGGCUGCCAACCAGAACACGGAAGAUAGUGAGCCUCACCUGGUGCAAAAUCUUUACUGGGAAGAGUCUGUUGAGUUUUCGAGCCUGCCACUGCACCAAGCUGGCUUCCGCCUCGCACGGAGACGUCGAGGCAUUGCCACGCCUCCCACGCAUUCUGGCGUUGAAAACGAGCAGACCAAAUGA
Molecule: messenger RNA, 2247 nt
Organism: Pseudocercospora fijiensis CIRAD86
Lineage: Eukaryota; Fungi; Ascomycota; Dothideomycetes; Mycosphaerellales; Mycosphaerellaceae
Exons: 1
Coding region: 1-2247 (748 amino acids)
Source: RefSeq, a predicted model, not a curated record